AUGUCGUCAAGUAAUGCUACAACUAGAUCGACAGUUGGGUUUAGAUCGGGUUCAGGUAUAAUGAACCCAGACUUUGAGAAAUUUAAACCGGGUCAUAUCGUGAACGUCGGUUCUCAUAAAGUUGAAAUUGUGGCAUACUUUGCAGAAGGUGGUUUUGCUCAGAUAUACACCGUGAAGUUUAUAGAGUUACUUAAUGAAUUAGAUAUCCUUAACAAUGAUAAUGAUACAAAAAAGAAAAAUAAUAACACAUUGAAUGUAGGUGACAUUGCAUGUUUGAAACGAGUAAAAGUUAACGACGAUAACGGACUUAAUGAAAUGAAGAACGAAAUUGAUGUAAUGAAGAAAUUGAGUGGUUCCUCAAAUAUAGUUCAGUAUUACGAUUCCAAUGCAACUAAAUUACAGAACGGUUCAACAGGUUAUGAAGUAUUUCUAUUGAUGGAACUUUGUCCUAACAAAUCGCUCUUGGAUUUCAUGAAUGAUAGAUUAACUACCAAAUUAUCGGUUGAUGAGAUAUCUAAAAUCAUGUAUGAUGUAACAUUAGGUUUAGCUCAAAUGCAUUACUUAUCUAAACCAUUAGUCCAUAGAGAUAUCAAAAUUGAAAAUGUACUAGUGGAUAAGGAUAACAAUUUUAAAUUGGCCGAUUUUGGCUCCACCACUGGCAUCAACCCUAUUGCAUUGAACGACCAAGAAAUUGCCGUAGCUACUCAAGAUAUAUUUAUACACACUACUCCACAAUAUCGAUCUCCUGAAAUGAUUGACCUUUAUAGAUUUUUACCCAUCAAUGAGACAUCCGAUAUUUGGGCAUUGGGUGUAUUUUUAUUCAAAUUAUUAUUUUAUAUUACACCAUUUGAAAUGACUGGCCAAUUCGCUAUCGUCCAUGGUAGAUUUACAUUCCCAGAAAAUAAAUAUCCCAUAGAAUUCACUAAUCUUAUCACGGCUAUGUUGAUGGAAAAUCCACAUAUGAGACCAAAUGUUUACCAAGUAUUAGAGACGCUAUGUAGGUUUAGAAAUGUGGAUGUACCUUUAUUCGAUAAAUAUGGACGAGGUCCUUACAAUUUUCAAACAUGUUUAGAUUAUAAGAUAAAAGUGAACGAUAUACAGAAGAAUCUAUUAACAAUAGAACAAUCACACUUAAUGGGUACCUCAACUGAUCUUAAUCUAUAUAAUGAAAUUUUCACUAAUCUACACGAAGUGGUACCAAAAAUCAAUCAUCCUGAAUCACUAAGAGUUGUUGAAAAAAUAAAUGAAAGGAAAAUUUCAGAUGCAUCAUAUCUUUCAACUAACGAGAACAAACAAGAAAUUGUCAACAUACCUUUCAACAACAAUACCAAUGAUGGUACACUUACGAUAAGGAGUAACAGUAAUAACCCACAAACACAACCACAGCCACAGCCACAGCUACAACCACAAUUCUAUCAGGCCGGAUUAGAUGAAAGUAGAAUCAGUAAUGAAACAACUUAUUAUCCAAGCAUCAAUGAAAUAAACGACUAUGCGGCAAAGGAGUUUGGAGAUAAUGUAAAGAUUCUUCCAACGUCACAACCAGAAUUAACAUCAAAUAGGAAUACUACUAGUGAUACCAAGACGAAUUUUAAUAUGAUACCUACCAUUACUACUCAAAGUGAGAGAAAUGUAAAUACUUUUUUCCCGUCCGGGAGAAAUGAUUCUAUCCAUACUAACGUUCUAAGUAAUACCGGUAGUAAUGGUGUUGUAGAAGCUGGUCCUGAAUAUAAUGUUAAUAACGAACCUACUCGAAGUUCUACACAAAGUAAGGCUCAUAAAUCUAAUAACCCAUUCCCAUAUUUUAAAUCUGAGAAUAAUGUAUCAGAUAAUGGCCAGUCAUCAACUAAUUAUUUUAUCGAUACCACAAAUACUGACCAAAAGAAGAGGAACUCGUUAUUGAACCCUGGAAUGGCCGAAUUUGAGACUCAAAGUCCAACUACUUAUAAUGCAACCAGUCCUACAACGUAUGGUAAUUUACAUCCCCCACCAAACCUUGAUAAUAUAUUUGCCUCAACACCUAACAUGACUGUCGGAGUUCCACCAAAGAGUAAUGAAAGUAGAGGUAAACAGUUGUUCCGUAAUGCUGUACCUUCGACCAAUCAUAAUAACCACACUCCUACUGCAAGUACCACUCUAAAUCAACAACAAUUUCAAUUUCUCCCCCACUCCAACGUAGGGUUCACUAAUCAUGAUUCUUCAAAGUCGAAUGAAACACACUUCAAUACUCAAAAUAAUGAUAAAAAAUUGUCCAAUGUAGAUUUCCCAGAUCUAAUUGAUUUAAAGGAUACGACAGCGCCAACUCCACCACCUCUUCCUCAUAAAAAGCGGAAUGAUGAACCGAAUCUACCGUCAAAAGGUGAGCAUAAAACUCUUGAGUUAAGUAUCAAUGAAAUGUCACUUUCUCCAGAUGUUGGGGAAGAAGAAAGGUCCAGAGGUAUGAGACGAAGUAGAAGUGCAGGUAUUAGAAGGACCUAUGGCGAAGAUAGAGGCGGACCUCUUUCUGAUACAAAUGAUAUGGGUUACAAGAGUAGUCAUGGAAAUUCCAGUGUGGAUAUAGAUGGCAAUAAUGAUUUAAUGAGUGAAGAAAGUAUCUCUGAAAUGAAGAUUCCAAAUAUCAAGAGGAUGCUUGAAAAUGAUCUGGUUAGUGAACAUUCUAGCGAGAGUAUAGAUAUCAAUAUGGACGCAGCUAAACGUAAAUCUAGUUUGCUCAAACCGACUUCAAAGGAUUCAUCUCCAUCAAUUACAGAAAUAAACACAAAGAAUCAUACAAGAAAUAUAUCUUUAUUAUCGGAGAAUUCAGAUAUUGCUCCACUUAAGAAAUUCGAAGACACAAGAGGUAAUAAUGCUGCAAGGCCAGGUCGUCAUUCAUUGGACUUAAAAUAUGAGGAGAUCAACUUCACAAGAAGGAAUCAACAAUACCUGGACAAGACGUCACAAGGGAUCCAGAAGGUGAAAACUAACCCACACAACUUAACGUCAACCCUAAAUGACCCUCAAAGCAGUAACAGUUCGACUACAAGUAUAGACUCCAAGACAAGACCGUUGUCGAGAGUUCGUCAAUCGUUAGAUAUCGAUAGACUCCGAAAGGAACAGUUUGGAGGCAAAUCCAAGACAAGUAAACGUUCUCUGUUCUCCAUGUUUAAGUAA
Messenger RNA from Maudiozyma saulgeensis, 3147 nucleotides. The record is from the annotation of a GenBank genome assembly. Lineage: Eukaryota; Fungi; Ascomycota; Saccharomycetes; Saccharomycetales; Saccharomycetaceae.